Molecule: messenger RNA, 2000 nt
Organism: Diuraphis noxia (Russian wheat aphid)
Lineage: Eukaryota; Metazoa; Arthropoda; Insecta; Hemiptera; Aphididae
Gene: yki
Product: Transcriptional coactivator yki
Biological process (GO): hippo signaling; positive regulation of transcription by RNA polymerase II
Cellular component (GO): cytoplasm; nucleus
Molecular function (GO): transcription coactivator activity; protein binding
Source: RefSeq, a predicted model, not a curated record
GUACGGUGCGUGCGUGCGGUUCGUGCUGAUACUAGUUGCGCCAGCCAGUUUCCACUCGCGACUCGCCAGACAGUUUUGGAGUGAACGCGUUUGUGUUCGGUCCAUCCGAGCUCGUCGGUGAAUGUGCGUUUGUGACGUUGUCGAAAAUAAUAAACACGUAUAUCCCGAUAUUAUCGUAUACUUGCAACAGAAAAUAAUGUUCGUUCGAAACGUGACCGAGUAGUUACAAGUAAAAUAAAUGGUGUAGAACUAUAUACUAUAACCUCGGUGACUACAGGUGAAAAACGGACGUAGUGAAAUAAGGCGUUUUUGUUUCAUCGGUUAUUGUUKUURUUGUUGUUGUUGUUGUUGUUGUUAUUAUUAUUACUCUUGUUGAUAUAUUGCUGUAGUAUUAUUAUCUAAUUAAAUAUUCCUCCGUGGCCGGUAUAACUGUGCAUUGGAAACACCAUUGCAGCUUGAUGUACACCAGAGGSGACUGCAGCUGAUCGACCAAAUACGACCUGCGCCGUACCGAAGACGUCAGCAUGUCCGGCUUACAGCAGCAAGAGCAGCACCAACAGGUCAGCAUCAAAAUGGAACCGACCGGACCGAGCAGCCCUACGCCGUCCGUCAACAGCAACCUGGUAGUCCGGGUGGACCAGAACUCGGAAACGGACUUACAGGCGCUGUUCGAUACGGUUCUGAAGCCGGACGGCAAGAAGCCGCUCCAGUUACCUUUGCGCAUGCGACAGCUGCCCAAGUCGUUCUUCAACCCUCCAUCGACCGGCUCCAAGUCACCGUCCAUAUCCCACAGCCGCGAAAACUCCGGCGACUCGGCGUUCGGCACUGCAAAUGUGGGACCGUCGUGUUCAGGCCCGGUCCCAUUACACUCGCGCGCUCACAGCUCGCCCGCCUCGUUGCAGCAGACGUACGCCGUCGGUGCGGCCAAGCAGCAGCAGCAGCACGCCAAGCAGCGCAGCUACGACGUGUCCAGUGCCAUCGACGAGUUGGGCCCGCUGCCCCAAGGAUGGGAACAAGCUCGGACUCCGGAGGGACAGAUUUACUAUUUGAAUCACCUCACCAGAACGACCCAAUGGGAAGAUCCGAGAAAGAGCUUGGCCGCUCAGGCAGCGAACCAACACCAGCGCAGCGCCGAACAAUUGCUAAGCCCCGGCAACGACAGUGGAUCGAGCACGAACGCUACCAGCACUCCUACGAACUCGCCUCCACAUAUUCAUUCAACCCUCCAAGGAGCGAACAAAAACGUUACACUAGGACCGCUGCCUGACGGAUGGGAACAAGCCGUCACCGGUGACGGCGAGACUUACUUCAUAAAUCACAUUGCCAGGACCACGUCGUGGUUCGAUCCAAGAAUACCCGUUCACUUGCAAAGAGCACCAACGUCGGGCGCCGUGCURCCUUCCGGUUCUGCGUCGUGGCUGUUGAACGGCGCUUCCGGUUUGUCACAGUCGCUCCAAGUCACCCAGCAAAAGCUCAGGUUACACUCUCUUCAGUUAGAGCGCGAACGUCUAAAGAGUCGCCAACAGGAAAUCAUUCGUCAGCAAGAUCUGAUGUUGCGCUCGGGUCAGACGAACAACGACCUCGACCCGUUCCUAUCGUGCAGCAGCAGUAGCGUAGAUCAUUCGAGGCAAGAAUCGGCCGACAGCGGCUUGGGCCUGGGAAACAACUACUCUCUGCCACACACUCCCGAAGACUUUUUGUCAUCAAACAUGGACGACAACAUGGACUGUACUUCAGAGAGCGAUAAUCCGGGUCCUUCAUCCGACAUGUCGGUAGUCGAUUCACAGGAAAUGUCCACGUUGGAUGUCACCGACGACUUAGUCCCGUCGCUUCAAUUAGGGGACGAAUUUAGUAGUGACAUACUGGAUGAAGUACAAUUGUUGAUCGACCCGAACAAUAAACCAGGAUCGAUUUUGACUUGGCUUUAAAAACGUUUCGCACAUCAACUGUUUUUAUACCUAAAUUUUUUUUUUUUUAUGUCACCCUAAUUAAGAAAUUGA